Messenger RNA from Dalotia coriaria, 508 nucleotides. RefSeq names its product NADH:ubiquinone oxidoreductase subunit A3 (gene NdufA3). NCBI's taxonomy places the organism in Eukaryota, Metazoa, Arthropoda, Insecta, Coleoptera, Staphylinidae. The transcript has a single exon. Bases 107 to 340 code for a protein of 77 amino acids. The record is from RefSeq and is a predicted model, not a curated record.
AUCAAAGUAGUUGUGUAACAUGUCAUAACAGUUUCUGACGUUCUAACCAAAAAUUCCAUCAACUAGAAUUUGGCUGGAUUUUAUUAUCCAAGAAGAUUUGCUUAAGAUGAGUGCCCCACCGGCUCGUGGUGUUGUAGCCCUUUUCAAACGAGGAUGGAAUGAGAUCCCCGAAGUCAUCGGCAGCACCUUCAUGGGCUUCGUUGGUAUUGGGUUGGCACUCUCAGGCCUAGCCAUUUAUCAAAAGAAAGAUGGUGAUAACAGGAAAUACAAACUAGAAUAUACCGUCAUAAGGCACGAUGAUCCAAUGGCCAAGUUUGUGCAUAAACGAGAAUGCGAAUAAUUUGGGUGUGUAUCCACAUGCUAGAACAUUGUUAAUUAGAAUAUGAACUGAAAUGUGUCAUAUUUACAAAAUCAAGUGAUUUUUAAUAUCUACAUCUGUAAUAAAUAUGCAAUUUAAAGAUAUCUCUAUGUAUAUGUGAUUAUAAUCUUUUGUUGACACAGUCUAAAA